AUGGGAACUUGGAAGCAAAGACUCGAUAACUUGCCCGUAUUUCGACGAAAGCCUGAAACGCAGCACAUUGCAUGCGGAAGAAUACUUGAUGGAGACAAGGCUUACAUCAAGAACAUCACCCUCAAACGCAUAAAGCUACGUAACCGCGAAUUGAACAUGACCUGCAAGGAAGUAAAGGCCCGUAUAUUACCACCGAGAAGUCUGAAGAAGUUAGAGUUUGGAGUGGCUCAUGCUCGCAUUGUAUACGAGAGUUACGAAUUUAUUGAAGACGAAAUACGAUCCAGUUACCACCCGCAGAAUUUCUUCUGUUUCUCGGUUGAUAAGAAAGCCAAAGAAGAUUUGUACUCCAAGAUAUUUACGCUUUCGAAUUGUCUACCCAAUGUGAUCAUAAACCCAAUGCGCUAUUCCAUUAACAGCGGAGGACGUAAUAUGAACCAGGCUCAUUACGAUUGCCUCAAGCUUCUCUCUAAAUUACAGGGUUGGCAGUAUGCCAUAUUACUUCAGAACUACGACAUGAUGAUCAAAUCCGUGUAUGAGACUGUGGCGAUAUUGCAUGAGCUCAACGGAGCAAAUGACAUUUGUUCAAGGCCAUGCGAAAGCAAAAGAUGGAAUCAUACAGCAAAAUGGGAUGUGCGUUCACUCAAGCUUUUCCGAAACGAGUCACAAGCAUCGGCAACCCAGCUAGCAGCCAAUCUAACAAUAGUACGAGACAUGGUACAGUCUACAAUAAGCAGAGCUGCUGUUGAAUGGGCUGUUAAAGCCGUUGAUUUGAGUACGCUUAUCAAACAAAUCAACACAGCUAUAUAUGGUUCAGACGAGCUGCUUUGGGCCGUUUUGCAAAUGAGCGACGAUUUGCAAAUGCCAGGAAGAUUUACACAGAAAUGCAAGCAAAGUUUCGUACCAUGCAUUACAAGGACAGCAUUUUGGUCCCGCCAAAAAAACAUAAUUCGAUGCCCAAAGUAUAGACAUAGCGUCUGCGUGUUUGGUAUUGAAAACCUGCAGCUUUUAUCUGAAAGUAAAAGCCUAAUGGCUAACAAGCCUUAUCCUGCUUUUGAUUAUGCAAUUGUUGACUGCAUGCAUGAACUACUCUUUAACCGUACACACUUGGACCAGGUCGAUCAUAAUCUGGAUCUGCAAUUCUAC
Cylicocyclus nassatus is the source of this 1143-nucleotide messenger RNA. The record is from the annotation of a GenBank genome assembly. Lineage: Eukaryota; Metazoa; Nematoda; Chromadorea; Rhabditida; Strongylidae.